AAAACAGGGGGAGGUCAUAUAUAGAGGGAGGAGGAGCUAGCGAGGUCAAAUCAUCCCGAGCCUCGCCAACAUGAAGAUACUCACGACUCUUCUGCUGGUGACCUCUCCCUUCCUCGCCCUCGCCGCCUCCUCCUCCUCCUCCUCCUCCGUCAGCAGAGAUGGGGGGCAUGGAGGGGCCGCGCACCCCCACCCCCCGCAGCCCCAGGGAGGUGGCAGCCCCCCCUCGUCGAGUUAUGAAGGUCCACCGCCCCCCUAUGACCUGUACGACCCCCAGCCUCCGCCAGCCCCUCAAGUCUCGGGCCCUCAGUUCCAGUAUCACAGUUUCCAGCCUAACUAUCUUGAGCCCGUGUGGCAGCCUCAGGAGACGGGCGGCCUGAGCACCUGGCUGGACAAGGGCCUGGGAGUGCUCGGGGAUGUGCUGCCCGUGGCCCUGUCCGUGGUGUGCAUCCUGGCCCUUCUCACCUUCCUCGGCCUUGUCAAGAUUCCCUUCAUCACGAACAUCAGCGAGGCCAGGGCGCAGAUCGGACGAGCCUUGGCCAGUGUCGAUGUGGACCAGCUGGCCAACACAGUAAACGUGGCCAUUGACAAAUACCACGAAAUGUUUGGUGGCCCUGAGAAUGACCUGUACUAGAGAGAGAGAGAGAGAGAGAGAGAGAGAGAGAGAGAGAGAGAGAGAGAGAGAGAGAGAGAGAGAGAGUGAGAGAGUGAGAGUUCAUGUAAUCGUUUCGUCACAGCUUCCAAGAUCUCAUUAAUUUUAGUUACUUAAUACUUAUGAUUUUAUUUGUAUUUAUUUGUAUUUAUUAUGUUCUUCCUGCGCUGUUUUUUUUCUCUUUAUUCCUUUAUUUCUUUUUAUUUCUUCCUUUAUAUAUAUCUUUACUACCCUGAGGACCAUUGAGUGUUAAGUAAGAUGGUGUUUUCUUUACUUAUAAAUGGUGUUGUGAAUUUAUACUUAAGUAGGUGACUAUGUACUUUUUUCUAUUAGUAAGGCGAUCAUGUACUUUAUAUCUAUCAUUAGGUAUUUAUUAUUUUGUUAUUAUGUAUGAUUUUUUU
Molecule: messenger RNA, 1050 nt
Organism: Eriocheir sinensis (Chinese mitten crab)
Lineage: Eukaryota; Metazoa; Arthropoda; Malacostraca; Decapoda; Varunidae
Exons: 3
Coding region: 71-631 (186 amino acids)
Source: RefSeq, a predicted model, not a curated record